Molecule: messenger RNA, 1567 nt
Organism: Heterocephalus glaber (naked mole-rat)
Lineage: Eukaryota; Metazoa; Chordata; Mammalia; Rodentia; Bathyergidae
Source: RefSeq, a predicted model, not a curated record
UCUUCCUUUAAGAAGAUGGCUCCGGGAAGCAAUGGUGGUGGUGCCAGGCAGGGCUCGAAAAAGGAUGCCAAUACUGGCUUCCUGGGGCUGAGGCCCACUUCGGUGGAUCCGGCGCUGAGGCGGCGGCGGCGCGGCCCUAGAAAUAAGAAACGGGGCUGGCGGCGGCUCGCUGAGGAGCCGCUGGGGCUGGAGGUUGAUCAGUUCCUGGAGGACGUGCGGCUCCAGGAGCGCACGACCGGUGGCUUGUUGUCAGAGGCCCCCGAUGAAAAACUCUUCUUUGUGGACACCAGCUUCAAGGAAAAAGAACAGAACAAGAAAAGCAGCCAGGCCCGGAAGAAGUCGCUGCUCCAGAAACCCCUGCGGGCCGACCUCGUCCUCGAGAACACAUCCAAGAUCCCUGCCCCCAAGGACGUCCUCGCUCACCAGGUCCCCAACGCCAAGAGGCUCCGGCGGAAGGAGCAGCUAUGGGAGCGGCUGGAGAAGCAAGGCAAGCUGCCCGGGAAGGUGCGCAGGGCCCAGUCCCGGCUCCUCAACCCUCCCGAGCCCAAGGUCAAGCCUGGACCACAGGAUGCCAUCGAGCGGCCCUUCUACGAUCUGUGGGCCCCAGACAACCCUCUGGACAGGCCACUGCUCGGCCAGGACGCCUUCUUCCUCGAGCAGACCAAGAAGAAGGGCAUGCGGCGCCCACCGCGUCUCCAGGUGAAGCCUUCCUCAGCACCUGCCGUGGAGGUGACGCCUGCCGGAGCCUCCUACAACCCGACCUUUGAGGACCACCAGGCCUUGCUCCUGGCCGCCCACAAGGUGGAGCUGCAGCGCCAGAAGGAGGCGGAGAAGCUGGAGCGGCAACUGGCACUGCCCCUUGUUGAGCAGGCCGCCACCCAGGAGACUGUGUUCCGGGAGAUGUGUGAGGGGCUGCUGGAGGAGUCAGACGGGGAGGGCGAGCCCGGCCAGGACCCGAGGCCCCAGGCUAGUGAGGCAGGGGGAGCCGGGACCUCUCCCCCACCUGCCCGGCCUGCCACCAUGGAGAAGAAGACGGAGCAGCAGCGACGGCGGGAGAAGGCUGCCCGCACGCAGCGGGUGCAGCAGGGUAUGCUUCGGGCUGCCCGGCUUCGGCACCAGGAGCUCUUCCGGCUGCGCGGCAUCAAGGCCCAGGUGGCCCAGCGGCUGGCAGAUCUGGCACGGCGGCGGGAGUGGCGGCGGCUGAAGCGGCUGGCGGAGGAUGACAAGCCCCGCAGGCUGGGGCGGCUCAAGUACCAGCCCCCUGACAUUGAUGUGCAGCUCAGCUCAGAGCGUUCCGGCUCACUCCGGGCCCUGAAGCCCGAGGGCAAUAUCCUGAGGGAUCGCUUCAAGAGCUUCCAGCGCCGGAACAUGAUCGAGCCCCGCGAGAGAGCCAAGUUCAAGCGCAAGUACAAGGUGAAGCUGGUGGAAAAGCGGGCAUUCCGAGAGAUCCAGCAGUUUGUAGAAGACAAGAAGACGCCGAGGUCAGAGCCCCACCUCAGGACAUCGUGACAUUCCGGAGCUGUUUCUGAGGUUCCUCUGUAUUAAAUAAAAAGGAGUAUUUUUCAGA